AUGUCCUCCGCGGCUGCCAAAAGCCAAAGACAACAGCUGAGAAUGAAAGCGACAAAGCGGAAGACGCCUGAACUUCCAAGUUAUGUCGUCGAGGAGCAUAUAGACAAUCUACGAGCCUUCGUGAAGCUGCACAAAUCCAAGCGUGGCUCUCCAAAGAUGCCAGCUGGAAAAAUUCGUAUCUUUGCCGACUGUGCAGGACUUUCUUCGGAGACGAUUGCUUUGUCUCUGCUUGGUUUGACAUCCGAGCACAUGGAAUUCGUUGGUGGAAGCGAAAACGAUUCUGCGAAGCGUAGCAUGAUGCAAGCUGUGCAUAAAGCUUUUGACUUGAAGACUGAGAAGAAGUUGGUGGAGCAGGACAUUUUUGACAGAUCUUUGACUGAAACCAAAUCCAGCGAUGUGUACAUCGCAGGUUUUCCUUGCCCUGCCUACAGCAGCUGUGGUCGGAAGCUUGGAGCAAAGGAUGGGCAGAAGCGAGGGUUGCUUAUCUUUGAAGGCUUGAAGUACAUAGUCUAUCGGAAACCUGCACUGGUCAUCUUAGAAAAUGUCUCUGCCUUUUUGAACAAGCGCCAUGCCCGGACACACAAAGUGAUGAAGAAGUGCUUUGCAGCGCUUGGGUACAAGGUCUACGUCAAGAAGCUUUCUACCAAAGAGCAUGGAAUUCCUCAAAGUCGAAGCCGCUGUUAUUUGGUUGCCUUUCGUUGCGACCAAAGGCAGAAAGUGUCCUUCAAGUUUCCGAAGCCUCUGAAAUGCCCUCGCCUCGUGUCAUUUUUGGACAGUGCAGUCAAAGGAAAUGAGAAGCUGCCUUUGCCUACAUACGAAUCAAAGUAUGGAAGCAAAAUUUGGCAGGAAAAUUUAGUCUUAGACGUUGGUGCCAGUGCAGGUUGGCAAAGCAAACACUCUGAGCACUGUCCGUGCUUGAUUCGCACACGUUGUCUUUCCAAAGGCUACUACUUGCCAAAGCAGUUGCGACGCUUGAGCAGCAUCGAGUGUGGACGCCUUCAAGGAGUACCUGGACGCUUAGUGGAAGACCUUCAGGGCUUUCUCGUGAAGAAAGGAAAAAGUGCAGAUGCACAGGCUGCUGAAAAACAAGUCAUGGGCGCCUUAGGCGACAGUAUGAGCGUCAAUGUGCUCAUGCGCAUCCUGCUACGUGCCCUUCCUGCUGCUGGAUUGUGGCCAUCAUCGUUGAAGCGCUCAGACCCUUGGUCCUCCACAUCAACAGAUGAGCUUGGGAUUUGUGUGCUGUCCACGGUUUGCACGGAAGCAAUGGCGCCCACGAAGCACCCUUCCGCGUGGAAAUUGAACAAGGCUGAGCAAAACAGCGUGGAACAAGACCUCGCCACUUGGGAGGCAAACUUGGCCACAGAUAUUAGCGAUGAAGAAAAAAUUAGGCUGAAGGAUGAUGAACGCAAAAGGUUGGUUCGCUUGGUGCAGCAGUCCAAACACGAUGCCAGUUUACAAAAGCAAAGCGCAGCUGGUGCCAAGAACAAAGCCAAAGCAGCCAAAGCGAAUGCCAAAGACGCUGCCAAACCAGGCGCUGGAAGCGGAGCUAGGUCGUCAGGUGCUGCAUUUCCUGCUCCUGCGGACACGUCUGCUUGCAAUGGUGACUACUAUGAGCAAGUCAAGCAGGACUUAGCUGUGAUUUCGAAGAUUCUCGGCAACGACCUGAAGGAAAUCUUGCCAACGCCCAUUGCUGCGACUGUGCAUGACAAGACUGGAAUCCAGGACAGCUUCGACUUGCAGAAGGCGAAGGUUGCAUUGGAGGCACAUGGAACUUACAUUUCCAGUUGCAACCUUUACUGGCUGGACAUGUGGAAAAAUCCGGCUCCUGGCGUCCCUUUGUCGCGUGACCGCAUUGCAGGCCUUGCAAAGUUCUACUUCCCGGAUGACCGCAACAACAACUUUUUUCAAAAGCUGCUGGAAGUUCAGGUGGACGUCGGGGCCCUCACGGAAAAACCAAGCGGCUUGGUGGUCAUUUCUCCUUUGGAGAUCAUCCACGCCAUUGUGCUGAAGGCUGCAGAGGAACUGGGUCGCGAUAGCGUCACUGCUGCUUGCAGAGAAGCGUGGAAACAAGCUUUGACUGCAGUGCCAGUGACGAUGACGGCUUGCAGUGAAGCAGAUGUGUGGGUGCAUGCUUUGAACAAGCGUCAAAUGGUGGCGCAGGAGCAUGAGUCCUUGACGCGCACCGCCUGGCAAAAUGCUGCUGAGCUCUACCAUUUGCAGGCUCUCUUGGAGAAGUUGGAGAACCGCAAGCUUUCAGAAGCUGAAGUGGUUCAAGGCUUGAAAGCAAAGCAUUUGAUGACUGCGCAGAAAGGCGCAGGGCAGUCAGCCACGGAUGUCUCCAACUACGUCGAAUGGAAUUUUGUGGCUGCCAAGACCAUUUAUACAAAGCUCCAUUCUGACAAGAUCAUUGCCGAUAUUGUGACCAAGUUUGAAGUUCUCAAAGGUUCCGACAGCCCUUUCAACAGCCUGGUGAAGCUGGAAAAGUUAGCCCAAAGACCGAGCUGCAUCGCAGCCCGCCGCUUCAUUUUUCAGUUGAUGGACGACCUGCUGUGCCACGGGGUGAUCCAAGACGACGACCUGGGCAAGAAACAAAUGAUUGGCUCCUCUAACAAUGUGGGUGUCAUUCACUUGUUCGAGUUCAAAUGGCGCUGCCUCAGCUACAUCCUCGACAUCAUGUUUGUCCAGGGCAAGCUGAAGGAUUCUGACCGGAUGCUGCUCAAAGAACGGCUGUGUGACCCUCCUACAGCCCGAAGAAACACAGUUGAAAACUUGAGCUGGCAAUCGGCUUUGGCAAAGUCAUCCUUGGAAGCCUUGGAGUUUGUCCAUGACGUGGUGUACCUGAAGCAGUUUGACAACGUCAUCCGCCAAGCCAUGAAGCCCAACUCGCACCCGGAAAUCCUGCAAGAAAGCGAGCAUAUCCAGGAAGCUUGGAAGCGAGUCACCAACGCACGAGAGAACGAAUUGGCAGAAGAGAAGGUCCAGCUGCAGAAAGAAAGCAAAAGCGAAGAGGAAGAAGAUGGCCCCGACACUGGCAGCCAUGACAACUUGCUCCAGCUUGCUCGGAAGACCCCCAACACCUUGCCACAAGGCUCACCCCAGUACUGGCGAGCCAUUGCCAACCAAACAGUCCGAAUGUAUUGCAGUUUCCUCACGGAGGGCAGCACUCCAGCAGGCGUUGUUUCCAGCAUUGAGCAACUCAACCUGCCGAGUGGCGAAGUUGGAAAGUCUGCCAUCCUGGUGCACAUGGAUACAAGCUUGCUGGGUGAAACCACUGGCCCCUCUUGCCAAGAAGGUUUGAGAAAGAAUUGGCGACCGGACGAGGCCUUACUCCAAAAGCUGCUUGGCUCUGCUUUGACUGCCCUAGGAGCCCAACAAGACAAGAACGGCAAGUGCACCACACCUGGCGAAGGAGUACUGGCUGCUGUCAUCGAUCCUCUGAAUGUGGUGCCUAAGGGAUUCCUGAAAGACAGCACUGCGCAGACUGUCUGGUUGUGCUUCAACGAGGAAAGCAUUCGUGGCAGAAAGAAGAAAGUGAGGGGUCACUCCUACACACAGAGGUUGGAACUGACCCUCUACUCCGACAAAGGCCUGGGAGUAAUUCUUCCUGAGAAGCCUCGCCAGAUUUACAGUGGAACUUCGUCUGGAGACAUCAUUGGCUUCGUGACUGCCAUGCCCAUCAGCCAGAUGUGGAAGAUGAGCAGGAAAGAGAAAGUGGAGAUCCUCGGUCAGAAGCGCACCAUUCUUUUGACCCAAGACCAAGGUGGGAAUCAGGAUCCGUCGGCAGAAGAAAGUGUCUUCAGUUCUUGCGUUUGCCCUACUGAGCUCUACCAGGAAAUGCUGCACAGCUACUGUGCGACUUGCGUGCUAGAUGUUUCUCCGGGCCAAGGUGAAUUUCUCAAAGCCUCCUUAGCUUCGCGAACCAAAGCCAUCGCAAUUUGCGGCACGGAGGUUCAUGGAUCCCGCCUGGAGUUGCUUCUGACGGAGUACAUCCUCAGUGAGCUCUCUCGUGAAGGCAGCACCUUUUAUCGACCUGAAUCCGUGGCCAAGGAUGAAGACGAGACAAAGAAGGAGAACAAGAUCGACGAAGCAGGGUCCAAAAAGAGGACCAAGAACGCGGCAAAGCCAAACCCUGUGGAGAAGAAGCGUCGCAAGAACAAAGACGAGGAGAACCUCGAGGAGACCAAGGACGAGGAGACCGAAGUCAAAAAGACGACCAACAAGAAGGCCAAGAAGAACAAGCAGGAAGAUGAGCAACAGGACGGAGAGGUGCAACCAGCCGCAGCAGCGAUGGAACCCAUGGCAAAAGUCAAGCUCUACGGAGAACUUGCUGAGAUUGGUGCAUUGGCGCUCCAACUCGUUUGCAUUGCCGAUGACUUGGAUGACAAGUUUGACGAAGACCCUGGGCUGCUGGAGAAGAUGAGCGUGAGCCGCGAAGACGUGGGCAGGGCAUUCGCACCGCUCGAGUCAACACGGCGGCUUCGAGCCGACUGUCAUGAGCGGCGGCUUUGUGCCGACUGCCACGGCGGCUUUGUGCCGACUGCCACGGCGGCCCUGAGCCGACUGGUGGUGAUGCUGCUGAAUGGUGGCGUCAGUACGCCCAACCCGCACUUGACCGCGCUGAAUCCGCAUCUGGAUGUGGUCGCCUAUCCGGUGAUGUUCACCAAUGAGCUCACCUGUUCGGCGCGGCGCGCCAUGUGCGCCGGGGUGUCGUCCUUCGGCUUCGGAGGGACCAACAGCCGUGCGGAUCUCUGGGCGGAUGUGGAGAAGGGGCCCUUCAAGGCCCCGGUGGGAGGGGUGGGUCCGCUUGAGACAUCUCGAGAUGGGUUCAUUGAUGUUUGGUAA
Molecule: messenger RNA, 4842 nt
Organism: Cladocopium goreaui
Lineage: Eukaryota; Dinophyceae; Suessiales; Symbiodiniaceae
Source: the annotation of a GenBank genome assembly